AUGCCCGCCUCCCGCGCCCUCGAGAAUGCAAAGCAAGGCUCCGAAACUAUCCUCAAGGACGCAUCUGAGACAAUGUCGAAAGCGGCAGAGAACCCAAAGAAGGCGACAGCCGACCUUCUCCACACACCUUUGAUGCGCGCAGCCCUGCCCUUCAUAAAUGGCGGUCUUGCAGGCAUGACAGCAACGAGUGUUAUACAGCCCGUCGACAUGGUCAAAGUACGGCUGCAGCUUGCAGGCGAGGGUGUAAAGACAGGUCCUAAGCCUACACCUAUUGGUGUACUCAAGGACAUCGUCGCUUCAGGGAAGGUUUUGGAUUUGUAUACUGGCCUCAGUGCAGGCCUGCUCAGACAAGCUGUCUACACCACCGCUCGCCUCGGCUUCUUCGACACAUUCAUGAAGCGUCUAUCCGUGCGAGCAAAGGAGAACGGCACAACAGUCGGCUUUAAGGAACGCGCUGGCGCUGGACUGACAGCUGGUGGCCUCGCUGCUGUUGUUGGAAACCCAGCAGAUCUUGCGCUCAUCCGUAUGCAGUCCGACGGCAUGAAACCCGCGGCGCAGAGGGCAAACUACACCUCAGUCAUCGACGCGCUGACCAGGAUCUCCAAGAACGAAGGCGUUCUGCGUCUGUGGGCGGGCUGCUACCCAACAGUUGUCCGCGCCAUGGCACUUAACUUCGGACAACUCGCCUUCUUCUCAGAAGCCAAACAGCAACUCAAGAGCACCAGCCUCUCGUCUCGCAGCCAAACGCUGACCGCCUCUGCCGUUGCCGGGUUCUUCGCAUCCUUCCUUUCAUUGCCAUUCGACUUCAUGAAGACAAGACUUCAGAAGCAGACCCGCGCACCCGACGGCACACUACCUUACAAGGGCAUGUUCGACUGCUUCCGCAAGGUUGCAAAGGAAGAAGGCCUUCUGCGAUUCUACCGCGGGUUCGGAACAUACUACGUCCGCAUCGCGCCGCACGCCAUGGUAACACUCAUCGUCGCCGACUAUCUUGGCUUCAUCACCAAGUAA
Ascochyta rabiei is the source of this 1011-nucleotide messenger RNA. Its product is annotated as Putative mitochondrial 2-oxoglutarate/malate carrier protein. NCBI's taxonomy places the organism in Eukaryota, Fungi, Ascomycota, Dothideomycetes, Pleosporales, Didymellaceae. The record is from RefSeq and is a predicted model, not a curated record. Gene Ontology annotation, molecular function: oxoglutarate:malate antiporter activity. The coding region runs from base 1 to 1011 and encodes 336 amino acids. Gene Ontology annotation, biological process: transmembrane transport. The transcript is spliced from 2 exons.